This is a messenger RNA of Triticum urartu, 1230 nucleotides long. NCBI's taxonomy places the organism in Eukaryota, Viridiplantae, Streptophyta, Magnoliopsida, Poales, Poaceae. The record is from RefSeq and is a predicted model, not a curated record.
AUGCAUAUAUAUUCCGCCACCGUCACAACGCCUGCUUUGCAUCUAGGACGGAUCGAGAGCUCUCAACCGGCGACCGUGGCCAAGGCCGCAGAGGCAGGAGCGAUGCCUCCCCUCCGUGCCCUCCCCGAGGAGAUCGUGAUAUGGGAGAUCCUCGUCCGCCUGCCUCCCAAAGCCCUCCUCCGCUGCCGCACCGUCUGUCGCGCCUGGCGCAGCAUCACCUCCACCCGCGACUUCCUCCUCGCCCACCAUGCCCGCCAGCCCGCCCUCCUCCUCCUCGACGACUGCACCAACUAUGAAAAAGGCAUCUCCGACUCGCUAAACAUCAUCUGCUUCGACCAUCGGGCAGGGGUGGCCACCCCCGACCAGCUCCAGCCCGUCGCCCGACUUACUGCCCCCUACUAUCAUCUGGUUGCCUCCUGCGAUGGCCUCCUCAUCCUCUGCGUCGAGGACAGCGGCUUCUUCAUCUGCAAUCCGGCAACUCGCCAGUAUGCUCGCCUCCCGCUCCCUUUGGGUCAUGCGUGGUGGCUCCUGGGAAUGUACCCUCACCCUUCUACCGACGAGUACAGACUAUUGCUCUACUCAUACAGGCGUAUCACAGAAGAUGAGCGUCAAGAUGCGUGCCACGUCCUGGCAUUGGGCUCCGGCCAUCCACCGAGGCAUAUCGGGUUGCCAGAUGCGGUUACGCUGGGAUUAGACGACCCUCAUGUGCUAUUCCGUGGUAGCCUGCAUUGGUGCACAUCUGAUUAUGACGGAGAAUGCAAAACGAUUGGGGUGUUCGACACCAGAUCUGAAUUGUUCCGGGAGAUGCGUACUCCCGUUGUUGCUUCCUGCGUUGACCUGUUUGAAAUGGACGGCAUGUUUGGCGUGGCCAUCCUUGAUUGUGAGAAAAUCAUUGAUAUAUGGGUGUUGCAAGACUAUGAAAGGGAGAUAUGGGCCUUAAAUCGCCGGAUUGAAUUGCCCUUUGUGGAGAUCAGGGUGCAGUGCGAUAAGUAUGACACAUACAUUCGGUCGCCGUUUUAUGUGUCUGUCAUGCCAGGGGAUGGUGAGUUGCUUGUGUUGGUCAAAUUUGCCGAUUGGCUACUUCUGGUUGGCACGGAUGGCAAGUUGGUCGCCACUUUACAUCGCAAAGGACUAGAUAGUACCUAUUUUCAGCUUAAACAAUCUCUUGUUUCGCAUACCUUCUUUCAUACACAAGAGAAUUAUGUUGUGAAUGCUCCACCUUUUAUCUGA